AUGGAUUCGGAUUCAGAUUUCUACGGCGACGAAGGAACCACCUCGGCGCUCGAAGCCCGUGUUAACGAGUUCGACGUCGUUGAAUGGUGGGACCGCCGGAACGCCGUCACAAGCCACCUCCAGCAUGCCACUCACAGACACCCUGCUCCAGCCCUACCAAGCGGUCGCCUGCACAACCCGUAUGAAGGCCAACCCGGCGCCCGGCAGCUCUCCGAGUCGAUUGAACGCUUCCUGUCCCGCCUCCCGCCCUCCAAAACCGACCGGCGGCCCGACCUCGACUGGCUCUGGGUUGCCAACCCAUACGCGCCGCCCAGCCCGGGUCAGGCCCUCACCCAGUUCCGCAAGGGCGGUGAGGAACGAUUGGCCCUCUUUGCCGAGUUCGAGCAGAUGGCUACCGCCAGUAGCGCCAAAACAUCUGGCAGAGCACUUAUAGCCCUCAAAAAAGACGUCGCCAACGAGAGGGGGGAGACGGUCGAGGAUCUCCAGGAUCUCGCGGCGGCGUGUAAUGUCGUUACAGGGAAGUGGAUGUUGUUCCCUGAGCCGGAGCGUGUAGAUGAGGUAUGGGCGAAGAUUGCGGCGGCCACGGCAAAUAAUGAGCUUGGGAUUUCGGCCAAGGUCGAGACGAGGGUUGAGGCAAAGAAGGAGAGGCUGGUGUGUGUUUACACGAGCGAUUUCAGGGACAAGGAUGAUGUGGCGAGGGUAUUGAACAGGAUGGGAGAGUUGGAGUUGGUGAGGCAGAGCGGGAGGCAGAUUUACUACAAGUCAGAUGCUUGGACUGAACUUGGAAUUUACGGGGGGAAUAGUUGGGGGAUUGGGGCGUCGAUGUAUUCAUCGAACGAGGUAUUUGGGUAUAUCAAGGCGGUUGUCUCCCGUCGUUCAUAA
This is a messenger RNA of Chaetomium fimeti, 882 nucleotides long. RefSeq lists its product as uncharacterized. NCBI's taxonomy places the organism in Eukaryota, Fungi, Ascomycota, Sordariomycetes, Sordariales, Chaetomiaceae. The record is from RefSeq and is a predicted model, not a curated record. The coding region runs from base 1 to 882 and encodes 293 amino acids. The transcript has 4 exons.